AUGGCGCCGCUCGCCUCGUCAAGGCCAAAUGGCCCAAUCAAGUCGGAACGUAAUCGAGCAGCAGCAGCGGCUGGUGGGUCCUCCUCUGCCGGUCCAGCAUCAUCGAACAGCUCGGCCUUCCACAAGAAACGUGCUCAGGGCAAGGGCAUUUAUGGCAACAACCCUAACGCCUCCGGAAGCGGUUGCGAGCCUAGGCCUUACCACAGAAGCCACUCUGCAGGGCGCAACAGUGGACAGCAUGCGGUGACAGAGCGACAGAGUAUAGCUUCGUGCAAGAAACCGCCUCAGCCGCAAGCCGUCAAGAACGGCGAAGAAGGCAGGAAUUCAGCAGACCAUGCUGACGAGGGCGAAGACGAAGACAACGACCAGGAUGAAGGAGAGGAAGACAAGGCCAUUCACUCGAAGACUAACCUCUCACUUUCGGGACAUCAACUACCACCGCUUGCUGCAUUAGUCGACACGCUCUCUCAAUUCUGCUAUUUACAGCGACUCGACCUGUCCUCUGUUCAGCCUUCCGAUGCAUCCCCUGAUGGUCUCAUCAGCCUCUCAUGGCUCGCCAAGGCUGUCUUUCGCAGCAAAGCCUAUGCCAAAGGCAAAGCACGAGCUUUCGGUGACAACCUGACGUGGCUCAACCUCUCCACCAACCCCAACCUGACCUCUGAAGCAUGUAUCGGCCUCGAAGCACUUGAAGAGCUGUGCGUACUCACGCUCUCGCACUGCGCACUAACCUCCAUUCCACCCUCAAUCAACCCUCUGCGCAACCUCAAGGCGCUAGUGCUGAACAACAACACCAUCAGGAGUCUACCUAAGUCCUUCCCGCAUCUACCGGAGCUCAAUUCAUUGAUUCUGUCGCACAACGAGCUCACCUCCCUCCCCGCUUCAUUACCCGCUUCUUUGCCAGCGCUGAAGAAACUCUCGUUGGGUCACAACAAGCUGAGCGGCAGUGAAAGCUUGCCAGACUUUUCGCUUUGUCUCGCUUUGCGAGAAGUGAGGUUGAACGACAAUCCUGAGCUGAAAGCUUUACCCAGCCACGUUAGGAAUUGGGGUAAAGGUGCGGAUGGAAAGACGGCGCCAGGGCUGGAGCUGUUGGAGCUGAAGGAUUGCGGACUUGGCACCUGGGAGUCUUUGUCAACGCUGGUCGAGGCGGAUAGCGAGAAAGAGCAGCAGCCAAGGUUGAGACGAAAAGGACUGACGCAGUUGCUACUGAAGGGGAAUGGGGUAGCGCAGAAAGAGGGAUACAAGGAAAGGAUUCUUCAGGUGCAUCCGACGCUCAGAGUGCUGGACAAUGAAAGGCUGCAACCUCGAGUCAAGCCAACAGCUGAGGAGGCGGAGGGAGUGAAGGCAUCGAAGACGGCCAAGAUGGAGAGCAAGAAAGGCAAGAGAAAACAAGACAGUAAGCUGCAGCAGCGUGCUCAAAAGAUGCAGCGAGACGCGGAAGAAGAGAAUGAUAGCGAGGUCGACGAUGACGAUGAUGCCGCGCAGAUGGCUGCCGAGAUGCGUGCUCUGCGCCGCGGCAAGCCUGCUCCAGCGCAGGAGCAAAGCCGUCAAGAAAAGCCGGAGGAUGAUGACGACGACGAAGCUGCUCGAAUGGCUGCUCAAAUGCGCGCUCUUCGUCGUGGUCAGGCACCUCUAGCUUCAAGCAAGAGAGACGCCCCGAAGUCCAAGCACAGCAACAAGCCCCAGCAAAAGGACGACUUGAAGCACAGCGACAGAGCCACUGCCAAAGAUAAGAAGGGCAAACCCGACAGCAAUCCUCAAGCUGGCUCAAAGAGAACUCAGCAAUCUGCGCGACCCUCGGAAGAGGAUGGCUCCAAACCGAAACACAAGCGCGGCACACGCGCGGGCAAGAAGGUCAAGAAGUCCGAUCCCAGCGACGCUAACACCUCCAAAGAAUUGCCACAGAAGGAAAACAGAGAAAAGUCCACUGGUUUCUUCGAAGAAGUUGAUGCAGUAGCUGAAAAGGCACGGCUUGCACCUAUCUACGAACUGUCCAAGAAGCGUGCCAAGAUCGCCUCUGGUCGAACAGAGGUCGCAGAAGGCGUGUUAGAGGAUGCUACGGCUACAUUAUCGAAAGCGAGACAGAAGGAGAGCAAGGCUAGGAUGGAGUUGGAUACGUACGACGAUUCGACCCCUGUCGCUUACAAUACUGCCAAGGUGAAAGGAAAACAAGGAAAUGGUAAGAAGGGUGAGAAUGACAAUGAGAAGACAACACCAGUCAACACGAGUGUUGCGGGCAUUGUUGACCUGCGUAAAGGACAGCAGAAGGGCAAGAAGAGGAAAGCCGGUGAAGGCGAUGCAGAGAGGGGCAAGAAGAAGCCAAGAUCCAGUCUGCCAUUUGCUCCAACGAACGCGGCUCUAGGAGAAGGUGCGUUUGGGGCUGGUGCUGAUGGUUGGGGCGAUGCUGGUGCUUGGUCGUAG
Messenger RNA from Ustilago hordei, 2418 nucleotides. RefSeq lists its product as uncharacterized. Gene Ontology annotation, molecular function: protein binding. The transcript has a single exon. Lineage: Eukaryota; Fungi; Basidiomycota; Ustilaginomycetes; Ustilaginales; Ustilaginaceae. The record is from RefSeq and is a predicted model, not a curated record. The coding region runs from base 1 to 2418 and encodes 805 amino acids.